This is a messenger RNA of Fomitopsis serialis, 751 nucleotides long. RefSeq lists its product as uncharacterized. Gene Ontology annotation, biological process: DNA repair; telomere maintenance. Gene Ontology annotation, molecular function: DNA helicase activity. The record is from RefSeq and is a predicted model, not a curated record. The transcript is spliced from 7 exons. Bases 100 to 597 code for a protein of 165 amino acids. NCBI's taxonomy places the organism in Eukaryota, Fungi, Basidiomycota, Agaricomycetes, Polyporales, Fomitopsidaceae.
AUACCGCUUCAUGCCCUAUACCCGCUGGCUUUCGCGACUGAUCUGCCUCCGGAUGCCUAGUCACGCAGACGUGUACUACCAAACUGCAGCAGCCUAGCUAUGAUGGAUGACGUAGCGAUUUGGGACGAGGUAGAAAUGCCGGAUGAAGCCGUCCAAUCUCACUUCACCGCUGUCAAUCCCCCGGGCAUCAUCGAAUUAUCCCCAGAUCAACGCGCGGUUCUUGAAUUGGUGAAGUCGGGGAGGAGUAUCUUCUUCACCGGUUCUGCUGUCUGUACUCUUGCGAGCAAUAUUGAAUACUUUCACGACGAAUAUCAACAUGACAUCUGGGACGAGUAUCUUCCGGCGGAGCCAAACAAGCUGCGACUAGCUGUCACGGCUGCGACGGGAAUUGCCUCUAUCAACAUAGAUGGAUGUACGCUGCAUUCAUGGGCUGGAAUUGGCCUGGGAAAGAGGACGCUAGACAAGGACAGUCACGUCGUCGAUCGAUGGAGAGCGGUCAAGACUCUCAUCGUUGAUGAGAUUUCUAUGAUCGACGGUCUUCUAUUUGACAAGCUUGAAUACAUCGCUCGCUUUACUUUUGUCAGUUGCCCCCGGUGACCGAACGUACUAACGGCGUCUCCCAGCCAUGUGUAUUGCGUUUGAGGCGAAUUCCUGGCCGAUUGUAUCGGGCAACCAGUGUCCUUCGACAAGUAUUCCGGCAAAGAGACCAAGGCAGGCCAACCUUGUGAUCGCCUCCAUAUAGGGCUCUGAC